GUGGUGCAGGGCACGGUGAGCAGCGUGGAGCUGAACUACCUGAACUCUGUGACCGAGUAUCAGGUGGCCGUGUUCGCCAUCUACCGCAGCUCAGCCAGCGAGGGCCUGAGGGGGAGCGCCACCACACUGGCCCUUCCGAUGGUGAAUAACCUGGAGCUGUUCGAUAUCACUCACAGCACCAUGAGGGUCCGAUGGAGGACGGCCACCGGGGCUUCUGGGUACAUGAUCCUGUACGCCCCGCUGACCGAGGGAGACCCUGCAGACGAGAAGGAGCUCCGGGCUGAGAGCAAUGAAAACAAUUUAGGAUCAGGAUGGAUGUCUUCCAGUGCGGAGGAUCAGCCUGGCUCGGAGGCGCUGCUGUCGGAGCCCCGCGCUCGGCUGCCUCCUGCUCGGAUGGCUUCCACUCGCGGUGCCAUGUGGGGGACUCCUCUGGGCCAAAUCCAGAGUCAGAUCCAGUCCAGUUUGUCUGAGCUGAAAUGCAUUCAGAGGAAAGCUCCUCAGAGG
Messenger RNA from Notolabrus celidotus (New Zealand spotty), 504 nucleotides. RefSeq names its product collagen alpha-1(XIV) chain-like. The transcript has 3 exons. The annotation marks the transcript as partial. Gene Ontology annotation, molecular function: protein binding. The record is from RefSeq and is a predicted model, not a curated record. NCBI's taxonomy places the organism in Eukaryota, Metazoa, Chordata, Actinopteri, Labriformes, Labridae.